CAAGGAGAUUAUGGGAAUCGGAAAGGGCAAAAAAGUAUCAUCCUUGAAGCCGUUGCAGGAUUUGAUACAUGGGUUUGGCAUGCUUUCUUCGGAGUUGCCGAAUCUCAAAACGACUUGAACGUCUUAGGUCAAUCCCUGGUGUUCAAUGAUGUUUUGAGAGGUGAAGCCCCGAAUGUCACCUAUGAAAUCAACAAUACCGUAUACCAGAAUGGUUAUUAUCUAGCUGACGACAUCUACCCUGGGUGGACCACAUUUAUGAAAUCAAUUCCGCAUCCACGAUCCCAUAAGCAAAAAUUAUUUGCUGUCCAUCAAAAGGGGUACAUAAAAGAUGUGGAGAGGUGGUUUGGUAUCCUCCAAGCCCGGUGGGCUAUUAUUAGGGGUGCGGCACGUCUGUUUGAUGAGGAGGUGCUGAGGAGCAUAAUGAUGACAUGCACCAUCCUCCAUAACAUGAUUGUGGAGGAUGAGUAUGAUUACAAGUCUGCAGACGUGUACGAACUGGAUCCAAUGAACACGGCCUUGACAAGAAUUUAUGAAAAACCCAUGGGGCCAAAUGGAGAAUCAAUGCAGCAUGAACCGUUGCUUAGGGAUGGUCGUGUAAUGGGCCGUAUGAUUGAUCGAUAUACCGAGAUGCAAUCGUCUUAUAUUCAUGAACGGCGUCAAGUUGACUUGAUGAAGCAUUUAUGGGCGGUGAAAGGCAAUGACGGCGAAUGA
Messenger RNA from Prunus avium (sweet cherry), 711 nucleotides. The record is from RefSeq and is a predicted model, not a curated record. Lineage: Eukaryota; Viridiplantae; Streptophyta; Magnoliopsida; Rosales; Rosaceae.